CUAGGCCUAGCUCAUGUUCACAAAUAUUGAUUGAACUUUCCUAGGCCAUGGAAAUAACCAAUUGGAAUUCUUAAUUUAGGUGGUGUCCCCCUUUAACAUGCUGACAUACCAAUUAUGAGGGCAUGGCAUUUACCAUAUUAGAUUGUGGGGCAGAGUGGUUUAAAGGUUUGGCAAAUACAUAUGAAGUCAGGCGGAAACAUGCUGCUCAAGAUGGAUUACCCAUUGAGCUCCAGUGGGACAAAUGAAGGCGUCAGUGUUUCUGAAAGGCGGACUGCUGAUCUCUGCGUCAGUGCGUUAUUGACUCUGAGCUACCUGAACAGGAAGCGUCGAAGCAAGACAGAACUGUUGUAAUAGUUCUUAAAUGCAAAUCAGGCGGCGUGGCUAUCGCUCACAUUCAGAACAGAGCCAUGGGCAAAAAAAACCUGGCGAAGUGAGAGUGCGGACAUAAUGGAAGACAUCGGUGGGCUCAGAGAUAGGCUUGUCAACAUGUCUGUGAGUGAGACUGAAGCAAAGUUUUCUAAAAUGGAUGAUCCAGAAGCUUUAGCUUUGGAGCUUAAAUGCCCUAUUUGCUUGCAGCUCUUCUCUGAGCCAGUUUCUCUUCCCUGUAGUCACAUCUACUGCUUUGCGUGCCUUCAGACAAUGGGAGAAGGCCUUGACCAACACAGCUGCCCUGAGUGCCAGGCAGAGUACCAGGGAACCAAAGCCCUUGUGAAAAGCUUCAAAAUGUGCAGCAUCAUAGAGUCCUACAAAGCCACUGCUGGGAAAGUAAAUUCCACUGCAGACCCUUCUGACGUCGGCCAUGUAACGAUCAAGAGUGAUCAUAGCUCUGUUACAGAAGAAUCAAACGCAAAGCACCACCAGGACACAGCAAAAGCUGGGGAGAGCCGGGAGGAGAGCUCAGGGUGUAAGGGAAAGAAUGGCAGUGGCAAAGGCAAGAGGGAAAUGGAUGAGCCUAAAUUCAGAAUGGCAUCUCAAGUCACAGAGUUGAGCCUCAAGUUGGAGAUGGCAGAGAGUGUGCUGAGGAAGGAGAGGGAACGAGAGUUAGAGGUGACCACUGCUAAUGGUCAGCUGAGAGAGAAAGCAUGCAGACUUUUAGGGCAGAUAAAAGAUUUGGCACAGAGCUACAGCACACGGGUGAUGCAGCUGAUUGAAGAAGAGGUGGGUCCAGGUGAAGCCAGUCUAGGCAGACGUGUCAGCCAAGCUUCCGAGCUGACAAAGCAGCUGAGACAAGCUGUGCUCCGAGCAGAGUCCCUUCUGACUGAAGAUGAUAAGACUGCAUUUAGUGAUGAGCUUCAGACUCUACAACCGCACAUUGUGGAGUUGCUGGCUAAGCCCGUGGGAGAAGAGGACGACCAUGUUGAAUCAAAAGUCAACUCUGCGCGAGCCUGUCCCAAGCUGGAAGACAUGAACGAUGAGCUGAGGGAAAGAUUUGGAGAGAUUCAGCGCUCCCUUCGGAACACCCUUAACCCUUCAGAGGUGACCUUUGAUCCAGAAACAGCCCACCCAAACCUCGUCCUCUCAGAGGACUUGAAGACUGUGACUUUCAGCGCUGCUAAACAGCCCUACCCAUCCUCUCCUCAAAGGUUCACCAACUUCUUCCAGGUCCUCAGCACCCAGAGCUUCUCUGAAGGUGAACAUAGCUGGGAGGUGGAGCUCGAAGGUUCUCCGUGGAUCAUCGGCGUGUGCUACAGUGGGAGGCUAGAACGUAGCGGGUUGCCCUCGGCUCUGGAAAGCAGCCGGACCUCCUGGUGUCUGAUGUGGUUCAACAACCUGCUGACAGCCUUUGAGCAGAGUCACAGUGUGCCGCUGAAGAGGACCACAGUCUCACACAGGCUAGAGAUCAGACUGAGUUUCAAGACCCACAGGCUGAGCUUCUACAACAUCAGCCCCAUCAGCGGGAAGACUCAUGUGUACACAUUUAAGGCUAACCUGACUGAACCAGUGCACCUGGCCUACAGGAUGAUGUCAGGGCACCCCAAAGGACGUGCCACUAUUUAUUCAUAAUCCUAAGGAUAUUUCUAUCAACUAUAUAUUCUUUGCAAAGGUACGGCAUAGUAGAAAGAGCACAAUAAUAAUAUUUCUUGAUUUGUACGAUUUUAAAGAAUUUCACGUCUUAGUUGUGUCUUGAGAGAAGACACUCUGAUUUCCUUAUUCCUCAGGCAACUUGUUCCAAAGAGUUCAGGAAUUCUGAUGGCAUUUCGUGAUCAUAUAUUGGCUACUCACCUACUUUUGCCUAGCACGUUGGAUGCUUGUUGUGAUAUUAUAUGACUGCUUCUCAAGUCUACAUAGGCAUAAAAACCAUAAAUGUGACCAAAUUACUCAUUGUGUGCUUAAAAUGUUGUGUCAAUAAAUUACAUUGUUUUGUAAUUAUUA
Messenger RNA from Perca flavescens (yellow perch), 2373 nucleotides. RefSeq names its product tripartite motif containing 107 (gene trim107). NCBI's taxonomy places the organism in Eukaryota, Metazoa, Chordata, Actinopteri, Perciformes, Percidae. The coding region runs from base 448 to 2004 and encodes 518 amino acids. The record is from RefSeq and is a predicted model, not a curated record. The transcript has 3 exons.